Molecule: messenger RNA, 2577 nt
Organism: Gossypium raimondii (Peruvian cotton)
Lineage: Eukaryota; Viridiplantae; Streptophyta; Magnoliopsida; Malvales; Malvaceae
Product: serine/threonine-protein kinase ATG1c
Exons: 13
Coding region: 249-2393 (714 amino acids)
Biological process (GO): peptidyl-serine phosphorylation; autophagy
Cellular component (GO): cytoplasm
Molecular function (GO): ATP binding; protein serine/threonine kinase activity
Source: RefSeq, a predicted model, not a curated record
UUCAACCCAUAACAAAUAGAAUGCAAAAUUUUAGAGAACUCAUUAAUCAAGUUCUCAUCUCACCCUCCUUCCUCACUCUUCCUCAGAUUAUUUUUCUUUGCACGGUGAAUCGGAAAUCCAAUUAAUGUUCGGGUCGGAUCUUCCGAUGAUCCAAAUUCCAGUAUUCUAUACCAUAUUUUAAAGCUUCAAGCUCUGGAGUCGGAUCCUUGGGCUUUUUUCUCUCUCUUUUUGUUCCAGGUUCGUCUGUAAUGGCUCAAGCAACGGGGAGGGGAAGAGUGGUAGGGAACUAUUUAGUGGGCCGGAAAAUCGGGUCGGGUUCCUUUUCGAUUGUUUGGCAUGCGAGGCAUCGAGUUCAUGGAACCGAGGUGGCGAUAAAGGAGAUCGUAACGGGUCGACUCAAUAAGAAGUUGCAAGAUAGUUUGAUGUUGGAAAUCUUUAUUUUGAAGAGAAUCAAUCAUCCUAAUAUUAUUCGACUGCAUGAUAUUGUUGAGGUUCCUGGAAAGAUACAUCUUGUAUUAGAAUACUGCAAGGGGGGUGACCUUUCUAUGUAUAUUACACACCAUGGAUGCGUCCCUGAGGCAACUGCAAAGCAUUUCAUGCAGCAACUAGCGGUUGGCCUACAAGUUCUCCGUGACAAUAAUCUUAUACAUCGUGAUCUAAAGCCUCAGAAUCUUCUUCUGUCAACAAACGAAUGCAAUUCAGUUUUAAAGAUUGCAGACUUUGGAUUUGCAAGAUCGCUGCAACCUUGGGGGCUUGCUGAAACGUUAUGUGGUUCACCACUUUACAUGGCUCCUGAGAUAAUGCAACUGCAGAAGUACGAUGCAAAGGCAGAUCUCUGGAGUGUUGGGGCUAUUUUAUUUCAGCUUGUUACGGGGAAAACUCCUUUCACUGGGAACAAUCAAAUACAGUUACUCCAGAAUAUUGUGAAAUCAACUGAGUUGCUUUUCCCUGUGGAAAACAAUUAUUUGACUGCUGAUUGCAAAGAUUUAUGUCUAAAACUGCUGCGUCGUAAUCCAGCGGAACGUUUAACAUUUCAAGAGUUCUUUAAUCACCCAUUUCUCUCUCAGGGCCAACCAAAUGAACCAUUGAGGAGUCAGGGAAUUUUAGGAAAUGGUUAUCCAUUUUUUGAAAGCAGUCCUGGAAGUGCUGAUGAAAGCUUUCAGGAGGAUUGUCUUCCCUUCUUUCUGGAUGAUGAUUCUAGUGGUCCUGAAGGGAGCCCUUCCUUUGAAAAGAAGAGGUCCUCAAUGAAAUCUGGUUAUGGAUUUUCUCCCAAUGCAAAAGAUACUGGAGAACAAACUUCUAAUCCUUUGAAUAAAGUCAAUUUUACAUCCAAAUACAGUGGUACAAGACAUAAAUUAGAUGAUCCUAGUUUUAGACAUGAAAGCAGCAAGGUUUCAGGUGAAACUCUGCAUGAACCUCACAAAUCCAUGGAUCAAAGAUCUACGAGUACUCAUUCAAGAGUUGGGGACACACUGGAGUUGAACGACCAAGAUUAUGUUCUCGUAUCAGGACCUCCCAUGGAUGUGUCAUUUUCAGCUAGCACUUCCAAGCCAAACCAUGUUCCAUACAAACUGGAGAGUCCACCCCUGAUCCCCUUUACCAGUAACACCACAUCAACAGCUCCUGUGCCAAUUGUUGCUGCGACCAAUAUUAAUGUCUAUCAUGUAGGAAGCUUGGAAAGUCAGAGCUCUGCCCCUGGGACUUCUCCAGGGUCCAUCGAUGUUGGGGAUGCUCUGGAACAGCCAUCAUCUCAUUGCAUCCCAAGGAUAAAGUCGUUACAGCAGUGCGCAUCUGCAAUUACAGAGUUAGUGCAUGAGAAGACUGAGGCAGGUAGGCAUCUUGAAGCGUUCUCAAUCCAGCUUGUGAUUCUUGCAAUUUGGAAGCAAGCAUUGCAUAUAUGUCAUACACAGGCUGCAUCAGCUAUGGAAGGAAGUCCAAGCCAAGAGACAAGCAGACUAAGGAGUAGUACCAGUAAGAAGCGUGGAACGUCUGAUACAGAAGAGUAUCCAGAAGAUAUAUCCUCGGAGAUAGAGAGGGAAUUUCUCCAGGAAGUUGAGCAUGCUGAGGAACUUUCCAAUGUUAUUGAGCCUGGAAGUACAGAGAUGCCUGAUGCAAUGGAGACGAUAUUUCAGGCUGCCCUUGCUUUGGGAAGACGUGGAGGGGUUGAUGAGCUCAUGGGCGAAAUGGAAAGUGCAGCAAAUUUGUAUUCAAAUGCAGUGUGUUUGUUGAUCUUCCUUCUAGUCGAAGCACCAUCCCUCAUUUUGAACCCUCCAUUUUCCCUCACAAACUCAGAUCGGUAUAGGCUUCGAACUUACAUUGAUUUUCUUAGAAACAGGCAAGGUUACUCAAGAUCUCAGAGGAUGGCACUUCUGAGUAGCAAGGAUCAGGCAUAGGAUCAAACAAUUUUUCUUUUCUUUUCUAAUUUGUGCUCCUGAUGACCUGCUCUGUGUCAUCGUGUAAAAAUAUUUAUUUGUACAGUUAUUCUUUGAUAGAUGGGAACCGUAUCCUGUUUGGAUGUUGUAAUAUUCUCAUUUCUGAAAUUAAAAAAAAAUGAUAAAAAUUAAAAUGUUUCCAUUA